AUGGAUAUGGUAGAUUUACAACACCACAUCUGUCUCUUAACGCUCGGCGGCAGCCUAGGUCUUGCGCCUCCUUGUCAACCGGGCGCCGAAGUCGGCAGGGUGCUUGACAUUGGCACGGGAACUGGCAUCUGGGCUAUGCAGUUCGGGGAUGACCACCCUGAGGCCGAUAUCCUUGGCGUUGACUUGUCGGCGAUACAACCGGAAUUCUCUGUGGUUAGCACGGCCCCGAAUGUCAAAUUCGAGAUUGAUGAUCUCGAGGAGGAAUGGACUUAUAGCCAGCCUUUCGAUUAUAUCCACAGUCGCUUCAUGACGUCAAGCAUCGCGAACUGGAAAGAUCUCCUUACCAAGGCCUUCAAGUAUGUCAUCAUCUUUGCCGCCUACCUUCUUUCGCAUGUACCCCUUGACGCAGAACCUGUUAUCGGGCGAGUGGAACAGCUCUCAAAUGGCACAGUCACUUACAAUACAACGCGUUACAGCAACCUCAAGCCAGGUGGAUACAUAGAGCUGCAGGAACCCGACUUAUUCGCCCAGUCCGAUGAUGGUUCGCUGCCGUCAGACUGCGCCCUGAAUAGAUACUGCAAGCUCCUCAGCGAGGCCAUGGUUAAGCUCGGACGCGAGUACGUCUCCGUUCCCGCGCUCAAGACGCUCAUGGAGGAGAUCGGGUUUGUGGACGUUACCCUUAGCUGCUACAAGUGGCCCAUGAACACCUGGCCCAAGGACGCCAAGUUCAAGGAGCUCGGGGCAUGGAACUACGAGAACAUUUCCCAGGCAGCCGAAGCUCUUGCCAUGGCCCCGCUGACGCGUGCCUUCAACUGGAGCCGCGACGAGGUCAAUGUGUUUCUUAUUGAUGUUCGGAAGGACCUGAAGAACCGCAAUUACCAUGCGUAUUUCCCUGUGUAA
Molecule: messenger RNA, 900 nt
Organism: Colletotrichum spaethianum
Lineage: Eukaryota; Fungi; Ascomycota; Sordariomycetes; Glomerellales; Glomerellaceae
Product: putative methyltransferase tdiE
Exons: 3
Coding region: 1-900 (299 amino acids)
Molecular function (GO): methyltransferase activity
Source: RefSeq, a predicted model, not a curated record